GAGGAGGAGGAAGAGGAGGGGGGGCGGAACACAAAACCUGCGAGGUUUUUUUUUUCCGUUUGCAUUUAAUUAAAAAAAAUUUUUUUUGCAUACCCGAGGGACGCUCCCCGGCGCGGGCGCGGGCCCGGGGCGCGCGGGCCUGGGCGCGGGGCGGCGGCGAGGGCCCGGCGGCGGCUGCGGAGCGGCCGCCAUGCGAUCAGGCACUGCGCUGACCGGCCCGGCCGGCCGGCCCCUUCUGGGUCCUCCCUUUGCAGCCCGUGCGGGGCCGUCUCGGAGACCCCGCGCCGACGGCUGCUCAAACAUCAGGCUGGCCCCCAAGAGGACUCUCUCCAAGUCCCCAGCUGGGGGCCCCGCGUAGACCUGGAGUGGACACGCCCCUCCUUCCCUUCAUGAUUCGUUUGUAGCGCAGUGGCGAUGGAUGAUGAGGAUGGGAGAUGCUUACUAGACGUGAUUUGUGACCCACAGGCCCUCAAUGACUUCUUGCAUGGAUCCGAGAAGCUCGACAGUGAUGACCUCCUGGAUAAUCCUGGCGAAGCCCAAAGUGCCUUCUAUGAAGGUCCUGGGCUCCACGUGCAAGAAGCUUCUGGCAACCACCUGAACCCAGAGCCCAACCAGCCAGCCCCCAGUGUGGACCUAGACUUCCUGGAAGAUGACAUCCUGGGCUCUCCUGCGACAGGGGGCGGCGGCGGGGGCGGUGGGGGCGCUGACCAGCCCUGUGACAUCCUCCAGCAGAGCCUCCAAGAAGCCAACAUCACGGAGCAGACGCUGGAGGCUGAGGCUGAGCUGGACCUGGGUCCCUUCCAGCUGCCCACCCUGCAGCCUGCAGAUGGCGGGGCAGGCCCGACAGGCGCUGGAGGGGCAGCGGCUGUGGCUGCGGGGCCCCAGGCCCUCUUCCCGGGCAGCACUGACCUCCUGGGGCUGCAGGCCCCCCCUACUGUGCUGACCCACCAGGCCCUGGUGCCGCCCCAGGACGUGGUCAACAAGGCCCUGAGCGUCCAGCCCUUCCUGCAGCCUGUGGGCCUGGGCAACGUGACCCUACAGCCCAUCCCGGGCCUCCAGGGCCUGCCUAAUGGCAGCCCUGGGGGUGCCACGGCAGCCACGCUGGGCCUGGCGCCCAUCCAGGUGGUGGGCCAGCCUGUCAUGGCGCUCAACACGCCCACCUCCCAGCUCCUGGCCAAGCAGGUGCCCGUCAGCGGCUACCUGGCCUCGGCGGCCGGCCCCUCAGAGCCCGUGACCCUGGCGUCAGCCGGCGUUUCACCGCAGGGGGCUGGCCUGGUCAUCCAGAAGAACCUCCCUGCUGCCGUGGCCACCACGCUUAAUGGGAACUCUGUGUUCGGAGGCGCGGGGGCCGCCUCAGUGUCCAGUGGGGCACCCACGGGACAGCCGCUGGCGGUGGCCCCCGGCCUGGGUUCCUCACCACUGGUCCCAGCGCCCAACGUGAUCCUGCAUCGCACGCCCACGCCCAUCCAGCCCAAGCCCGCGGGGGUGCUACCCCCCAAGCUCUACCAGCUGACACCCAAGCCGUUCACGCCCGCGGGCGCCACGCUCACCAUCCAGGGCGAGCCGGGGGCGCUCCCGCAGCAGCCCAAGGCUCCUCAGAACCUGACGUUCAUGGCGGCGGGGAAGGCAGGCCAGAACGUGGUGCUGUCGGGCUUCCCCGCGCCCGCACUGCAGGCGAACGUCUUCAAGCAGCCGCCGGCCACCACCACUGGUGCUGCCCCGCCGCAGCCCCCCGGGGCCCUGAGCAAGCCCAUGAGCGUUCACCUCCUGAACCAAGGCAGCAGCAUCGUCAUCCCCGCCCAGCACAUGCUGCCGGGCCAGAACCAGUUCCUGCUGCCCGGCGCACCCGCGGUCCAGCUACCGCAGUCUCUCUCAGCCCUGCCGGCCAACGUGGGCGGGCAGAUCCUGGCAGCCGCUGCCCCCCACACGGGAGGACAGCUCAUCGCAAACCCCAUCCUCACCAACCAGAACCUGGCAGGCCCGCUGAGCCUGGGCCCCGUGUUGGCCCCCCACUCCGGGGCUCACAGCGCACACAUCCUCUCCGCCGCCCCCAUCCAGGUGGGCCAGCCUGCGCUCUUCCAGAUGCCCGUGUCGCUGGCCGCGGGCAGCCUGCCGACACAGAGCCAGCCAGCACCCACUGGGCCAGCUGCCACCACAGUCCUCCAGGGGGUCACCCUGCCUCCCAGCGCCGUGGCCAUGCUCAACACCCCUGACGGCCUGGUGCAGCCGACUACCCCUGCCGCCGCCACCGGGGAGGCCGCGCCGGUCCUCACGGUGCAGCCUGCCCCCCAGGCGCCCCCCGCGGUCAGCACACCCCUGCCCCUGGGUCUCCAGCAGCCGCAGGCGCAGCAGCCUCCGCAGGCCCCCACCCCACAGGCCGCCGCCCCGCCUCAGGCCACAACCCCCCAGCCCAGCCCCGGCCUGGCAUCUAGCCCAGAGAAGAUCGUCCUGGGGCAGCCGCCCUCUGCCGCCCCCACGGCCAUCCUCACUCAGGACUCCCUGCAGAUGUUCCUGCCCCAGGAGAGGAGCCAGCAGCCCCUCUCCGCAGAGGGCCCCCACCUCUCCGUGCCUGCCUCGGUCAUAGUCAGCGCCCCGCCUCCCGCCCAAGACCCAGCCCCGGCCACCCCGGUCGCCAAAGGAGCUGGCCUCGGCCAUCAGGCUCCCGACGGCCAGGCUUCCCCGGCUCCGGCCCCCCAGAUCCCAGCAGCGGCUCCACUGAAGGGCCCAGGCCCCUCUUCGUCCCCGUCACUACCUCACCAGGCCCCUCUGGGGGACAGCCCCCACCUACCCUCCCCACACCCUGCUCGGCCCCCUUCCCGUCCACCCUCCCGGCCCCAGAGCGUGUCCCGCCCUCCCUCGGAGCCAGCCCUGCACCCUUGCCCUCCACCCCAGGCCCCCCCCACUCUGCCUGGCAUCUUUGUCAUCCAGAACCAGCUGGGCGUUCCCCCACCUGCUAGCAACUCGGCCCCUACUGCUCCAGGUCCACCCCAGCCACCUCUCCGCCCCCAAUCCCAGCCGCCUGAGGGACCGCUGCCUCCAGCCCCCCACCUCCCUCCAUCCUCCACAUCUUCCACCGUGGCCGCCUCCUCGGAGACAUCCACCAGGUUGCCAGCCCCUGUGCCAUCUGACUUCCAGCUCCAGUUCACACCCAGCCAGGUGCCCCACAAGUCCCCCACCCCCCCUCCAACCCUCCACCUGGUCCCUGAGCCAGCAGUGCCCCCCCCACCACCUCCUCGGACCUUCCAGAUGGUGACCACCCCCUUCCCAGCGCUGCCCCAGCCGAAGGCUCUUCUCGAGAGAUUUCACCAGGUGCCGUCCGGAAUCAUUCUCCAGAACAAGGCUGCGGGGGCUCCUGCCACCCCACAGACCUCCACCAGCCUGGGGCCUCUCACCAGCCCCACUGCUUCUGUGCUGGUCAGCGGGCAGGCCCCAUCCGGGACCCCCACCACCCCCAGCCACGCCCCCGCCCCGGCACCCAUGGCCACCACAGGCCUCCCCCCUCUGCUUCCGGCCGAGAACAAGGCUUUUGCCAGCAACCUCCCGAGCCUGAAUGUGGCCAAGGCUGCUUCAUCCGGGCCAGGGAAGCCCUCCGGGCUGCAGGCUGGAGGGGAAGCGGGUCAGGGCGCAGAGGGAAGGCUUCUCCGAGGCAAAGGCCUCUCACUCACCCUUCUUCCACAGUACGAGAGCAAGCUGAGUGGCCUGAAGAAGCCCCCCAUGCUUCAGCCCAGCAAGGAAGCCUGUUUCCUGGAGCAUUUGCACAAACACCAGGGCUCCGUCCUGCACCCCGACUACAAGACGGCCUUCCCCUCCUUUGAGGAUGCGCUGCAUCGCCUCCUCCCCUACCACGUCUACCAGGGCACCCUCCCCUCCCCCAAUGACUACCACAAAGUGGACGAGGAGUUUGAGACGGUCUCCACGCAGCUGCUGAAACGCACCCAGGCCAUGCUCAAUAAAUACCGGCUCCUGCUCCUGGAGGAGUCCCGGAGGGUGAGCCCCUCAGCGGAGAUGGUAAUGAUCGACCGAAUGUUCAUUCAGGAGGAGAAGACCACCCUUGCCUUGGAUAAACAGCUGGCCAAGGAGAAGCCAGACGAGUAUGUGUCUUCUUCCCGCUCGCUCGGCCUCCCUGUGACAGCCUCUUCCGAGGGUCAUAGGCUCCCCGGCCACGGCCCCCCGUCGUCCUCGGCUCCCGGGACCUGCGCCCAGCCCCCUCCGCACCUGCCCACCAAGCUCGUGAUCCGGCACGGCGGGGCAGGCGGCUCCCCUUCGGUCACCUGGGCCAGGGCGUCCUCCUCCCUGUCGUCCUCCUCCUCCUCCUCCUCCUCUGCCACCUCCUCCCUGGACGCCGACGAGGACGGCCCCAUGCCUUCCCGCAACCGUCCGCCCAUCAAGACCUACGAGGCCCGGAGCCGCAUUGGACUCAAGCUCAAGAUCAAGCAGGAAGCCGGGCUCAGCAAGGUCGUGCACAACACGGCCCUGGACCCCGUGCACCAGCCCCCACCACCCCCAGCCGCUCUCAAAGUGGCCGAGCCCCCGCCGCGGCCCCCGCCGCCCCCGCCUCCCACGGGCCAGAUGAACGGCACCGUGGACCACCCGCCGCCCACCGCCCCCGAGCGCAAGCCCCUGGGCACCACCCCGCACUGCCCGCGCCUGCCGCUGCGCAAGACCUACCGCGAGAACGUGGGGGACCCCGGCGCCCAGGAAGGGGUGCCCGCGGGCAGGGCGCGGGGAGGCAGCCCAGCCCCACUGCCAGCCAAAGUGGACGAGGCCACCAGCGGGCUCAUUCGCGAGCUGGCGGCCGUGGAGGACGAGCUGUACCAGCGCAUGCUCAAGGGCGCCCCUCCGGAGCCCGCAGCCAGCGCCGCCCAGGGCACCGGGGACUCUGGCUGGGAGGCUCCCACGCUGCCCCCUGCCAAGCGGCGCAAGUCCGAGUCGCCUGACGUGGACCAGGCCAGCUUCUCCAGCGACAGCCCACAAGAUGACACGCUCACCGAGCACCUGCAGAGCGCCAUCGACAGCAUCCUGAACCUGCAGCAGGUCCCCGGCCGGACACCCGCGCCCCCGUACCCCCACGCCGCCCCGGCCGGCACACCUGCCUCCCCGCCGCCCCUGCACAGGCCCGAGGCCUACCCGCCCUCCAGUCACAACGGUGGCCUCGGUGCCAGGACGUUGACCAGAUAACACCGGGCCGGCUUCCCUUCCCCUCCUCUCCUCCUGCAGACGUCGCCAGGACAGCGGCGCGUCCGCCCCCAGCCUCCUGCAGACUCGAGCCGGGGAUCCCCUAACGGUUUUUCUUGCCUAAGUUAUUUGAGUCACAAAGGCCUCCUUCCCCGCCGCCUGCUUCUGCUGGGUGGCUGGGGGCUGGGCACGGCGGCGUGGAUUUCGGGGAAGGGCUGUGCUGCCAAACGUCCCCCCUGCCAGAGGAGGGGCAAAUCGGUGUGUCCGUUCCUGUGUCUUCCCACUUCCUGGCACACUGCCCCUCUGUCCGGGGUACAUGCGCGCGUGUUUGCCAGGGAUGGGGCCGCCAGGUUGAUGCCAACGCUCCGGGUGCCUGUCUUGUCCGUGUGGCUUCGCUGAUGGUGGAGGGCGCUGGGAGCUGGCAGGGUCCUUCCAGACAGGCUCCGCUUCUCCCCACCGCCCCCAACAGGCCGUUAAACAAAACCAGAGAGGGGGUGGGGGAGCCAGCCUCCCUGGCUGUGCCCGCAGGCACCCGUGUGACAUGCGCACGUCCAGCACAUGACCUGUGUCCCCCCCAUGUGUGUGUGUGUGCGCGCUCGCGUGCAAGUGAGUGAGAAAUUUCGAACGCUCCCAUCCCUCGACUUUGAAAUCUGAGCAAAACAAGAAAUUGGGGUCUUCCUCUCCCCCGACACCCUCCCCAGCCAGUCUUCCCUCUGUUCUUCCUGCCUCCAUCCACCCGCGCCAGGUUUUGAAAUCUCGGAGACAAAACUAGUACUGUAAGAUAAAGUUUUUUGUACUGUAUUUAUUGUGUAUAACGAUUUUUUUAAAGGAGAAUUCUGUACAUUUAGAACUCUUGUAAAUUAAAAACCAAUCCUUUUUUUAAAACUGUA
Molecule: messenger RNA, 6065 nt
Organism: Callithrix jacchus (white-tufted-ear marmoset)
Lineage: Eukaryota; Metazoa; Chordata; Mammalia; Primates; Cebidae
Gene: BICRA
Product: BRD4 interacting chromatin remodeling complex associated protein
Biological process (GO): positive regulation of DNA-templated transcription
Cellular component (GO): SWI/SNF complex
Source: RefSeq, a predicted model, not a curated record